This is a messenger RNA of Quercus robur (English oak), 1459 nucleotides long. RefSeq names its product protein trichome birefringence-like 19. The record is from RefSeq and is a predicted model, not a curated record. Lineage: Eukaryota; Viridiplantae; Streptophyta; Magnoliopsida; Fagales; Fagaceae. Gene Ontology annotation, molecular function: O-acetyltransferase activity. The transcript is spliced from 2 exons. Gene Ontology annotation, cellular component: Golgi apparatus. The coding region runs from base 79 to 1356 and encodes 425 amino acids.
UUAUCAAACCGCAUCAUUAUUGAAACCAUAUAUAUAAUUAGCUUGAAUGCAAAGUAUCUUUCGUGACACUUCUCCACCAUGAAGUUUCAUGAUAUUGAACUUCCCAAUGAAAAAAACACAACACCUAACAUCCCCAAACAGGUUUUCCUACUAGCCCUUACCUUGAUCGUCCUCACAAUAAUCCCUCUUUGCUUAAACAAUGAUUCACUGUCACCAUUGCCCUCUCCUAAGAUCAAUACCAACGAUUUGAAAAGCAUAGAAUCUGAGGAGAAAUGUGAUGUAUUUAGUGGAAAAUGGGUUCCAUUCUCUCAGGGGCCUUAUUACACAAAUGAAACUUGUGAUCUUAUCAUUGAUCAGCAAAACUGCAUGAAGUUUGGGAGACCCAAUACAGAGUUCUUGAACUGGAGGUGGAAACCAGAUGAAUGUGAGCUUCCUCUCUUUGAUGCUGUUCAGUUUUUGGAGCUUGUCAGAGGGAAAUCAAUAGCCUUUGUCGGUGACUCUGUAGGAAGGAACCAAAUGCAAUCAUUAUUGUGUCUCUUGGUUGGUGUGGUUCAUCCUGAGGAUAUCACUCUCAAUUAUACAUCUGACACAAUAUAUUUCAAACGCUGGUUUUAUGCUGACUACAAUUUUACAUUAGCAACACUCUGGUCUCCAUUCCUGGUUAAAGCCAGUGAUGCAGACCCCAGUGGUCAUUCCUACAACAGCAUCAUGAACCUCUACUUAGACAAGGUUGAUGAAGCAUGGGCAGCCGAGAUUACAACAUUCGACUAUGUAAUCUUCUCAGCCGGACAAUGGUUCUUUCGACCAUUGAUGUUCUAUGAAAAUGAUCAGCUUGUUGGGUGCUACAAGUGCCAACAAGAGAACAUCACAGACCUCACACAGUACUACGGAUACAGGAAGGCGUUUCGAACUGCUUUUAGAACCAUUCUAAGCCUUAAAGAUUACAAGGGGGUGACAUUUUUGAGGACAUUUUCUCCAGCACACUUUGAAAAUGGAGACUGGAAUAAAGGAGGAAAUUGUGUGAGGACAAAGCCCUUUACCAAGGAAGAAUUGAGGGUGGAUCAAUAUAUUAUGGAGAUGUACUUGACUCAAAUGGAGGAACAAAGAGCUGCAACAAAGGAAGGGAGGAAGAGAGGUUUAGAAUUUAGGUUGCUAGAUACAACUAAAGCUAUGUUGCUGCGGCCAGAUGGGCAUCCGAACCAUUAUGGGCACUCCCAAGAUAAGAAUAUAACAAUAGCCGACUGUGUCCACUGGUGCUUGCCGGGUCCUAUUGACACAUGGAAUGAGUUUUUGCUUUAUAUGUUGAGGAGGGAAGGUCAAUUAACAUUGGGAAGGAAACUACAGAAAAAUGAUUAGGGAAUUUAGAAAUAUAUUGUUAUACAUGUCACUGUACUAUAUAUUUAUUAUUUCCACCUCAGUAAGGAUGUUAUAUAAUCUACACUUCACAUUUAUGGGUUCA